[Torrubiella] hemipterigena is the source of this 896-nucleotide messenger RNA. NCBI's taxonomy places the organism in Eukaryota, Fungi, Ascomycota, Sordariomycetes, Hypocreales, Clavicipitaceae. The record is from the annotation of a GenBank genome assembly.
UCCGAUAUCAAUCCAUCAUAUUAUUGCCCUCUCCAUUUAACCAUACCCAUUCUACCUAAAUCCCACUUACACCAUGCCUGAAUCAAUCCUCUCCAUCAAGGCCCCUUUUGACAGAGCAGCCCUGGCCACACUACCCAAGAACCGUGUUCUUGCAUGGUACAUGAAAUAUGCCACCGUCUUUGACGCCGACAUACACGCUGCAUCCAAGCAGCCCACCCGCUUCUACGCCUCCAAGGCCAUCAACUACGCUCCUGAUGGCAAGAUCAAUGAGGGUGCAGACGCCAUCUGGGAGGACUAUCUUUCCCUUUGGGGCAGCUUUGAAAAGCUGACCCGCGACCUGCGCACCAUCAUGUUCGUGACGAACGAGGAGGAGGGCACGUACCGCGUGCACGCUGAAUGCCUGACUAUUUGCCAUCUCAAGAACGACAAGGGUGCUGUCGAUGUUCCCACCAGCUUUGUGUACGAGAUCAAGGAGGCUGAGGAGGGCGCUGGUGAAGAUGGUCUGCAGAUCUGGGAGAUUCGCAGCUAUCUUGACACCGCACAGCUAGCCAAGGCCAAGGCUCAACAGGAGCAAUAUUUCUUGAAGGUUAAUGAACUCUAAUCCAUUUUAACGCUGGUAUGACGAUUACUCUAGAGUGUGUAACCCUUUCGAUUCGAGGAAUGCACUCUGGUUUGGCUCACGGCCUAGAAAUUCCACGAGGUACUCGUAUUCAUCCAUGCUGCCGCCACGUUCAAGCACAAUACGGCGAUACCUUCGGCCCUCUUCCUUGUUCAUGGGAUCGGCUUUGAACUUUGUGUAGAACAUAUCAGUUGAGUACACGUUGGACCACAGAUAGCUAUAGUACCCGGCAUCAUAGCCCGUGAUGUAGUGAUCAAUCGUUAGAUACUCGUGGCCC